Ostrinia furnacalis (Asian corn borer) is the source of this 2081-nucleotide messenger RNA. RefSeq lists its product as uncharacterized. The transcript has 7 exons. The record is from RefSeq and is a predicted model, not a curated record. The coding region runs from base 1 to 1842 and encodes 613 amino acids. Lineage: Eukaryota; Metazoa; Arthropoda; Insecta; Lepidoptera; Crambidae.
AUGCAAGUUUACGACUUGAAUAAAAAUAAUAGAAUUAAAGACCGCGGCGAAGAGAAGAGCAAAUAUGCGGAUUCGUUUAAUAAUUACGAGUCCUACAUGGUGCGAAAAGUGCAGGAUGCCCUUCACAAUGGUAGCGUAUACGUGGACGGCCUGCGUCUGUCCAUCGAGCGGUACAUCGAGGUGCUGGAAAACUGCAGCCGGCUCAACUUGACCUCGGUGCAGGAUGCCCUUCACAAUGGUAGCGUAUACGUGGACGGCCUGCGUCUGUCCAUCGAGCGGUACAUCGAGGUGCUGGAAAACUGCAGCCGGCUCAACUUGACCUCGGACCUCCCGCCCGAGCUAACAGCACCGUUAUCCAUCGGCGAUUUCACCGGCGUCCGCGCCUUGGUGACCACCUGCCGUCGAGCCACCGAGUCGAGCGAGCACGUGCGGCGGCUCGCCGAGCUGGCGCUGUGGACCACGCGUCGGUUGCAGGACGUGGCUUUCACUGCUAAGUACAGCAAGGAUGACAGCAUGGAAGAGAACGAAUUGUUACUGCGUCUGGCGUGGUAUCUGGACAAGCUGGCGCAUCUCACAGGCUACGACCCUAAUCCCGAAGAUCACACCACCACUGCUAGACCACCAGAAACAACACGUCUGCCCUCACUCGCCCUGCCUCUGCCGAACUUUCUGCCAAACAUAUCGGCUGAAGUGAAGAACGCCAUACUGGAAUGUCUCCGAGUAAACUCUAGCGAGCCCGCGACCCAAAGGUGUGCCCUGCCGAUCCCGCCGCGGGCGCUCAGGCAAAUCGCUAGGGUGUAUAAUUUAAGUGAUUCCUCCGAAACAGACGCGUCACUUGAUACGUCAGGCCGAGUACCACGAAGAUUGAGUGACGACACUCCGCUCCCAUCCCUAGAACCGGAACUGCUGCUCGCCACAGACAACAAACGCGUUUUCGCGCCAAUUCUGACACCUGUCAAAUCCGUUCAGAAACGCUCCGUCACAGAUUCGGUAGAUCCGUUGGUGAAGGUUUUGAAAUAUUACGCGAAGCACAAAAUUUGGGUUAAUUCUAAUCCUCUCGUUGAAAUUUCAGACGAAUCUGCGCCUAAUAAUGAUGUCUAUGAUGUUAAAAACGAUUUGCACCCUAAAAAUAUCCAAAAACGGUCAUUAGAUGAUAAACCACAAGUUAUAAACAAGCUUCAAACAAAUCCUUUGCAGGAUCUUAGCAAAUACAUUAAAGGAAAACCUAGUAUCCACUACAACAUCAACAGAGAACGUUUCCGUUCUGCUCUAGACGCUAUUCACAGCAAAAAGGUACUUUCGAACAACAAAAUAAAGAAGUUAAAAAAGAUUUUUAGAUACCGACGUUCGCCCUACGAGUUUGAACACCACCACCACGAGCAUUUUCUUCCACACAUUCCACACGACCACGUAAUAAAAACGCACACAAACGUCCACUACGAACCUCACAAAGAUCCGGCAGUCGUAGCUAAGGAGACCGUUGAAAAAAUAAAGGCGACCAUAGACAAGAUACACACGAAAAAGGUUAUAUUGCACAAGAAGAUUGAAGCGUUGAAACAUAUUUUGCGGUCGAAACGGUCUACGCACUAUGAGGGUGUGAUCCGGCCCCGUAUAUNGCGUAUUUCGGACAAUCCUCAGCCAGACUUGAGUUAUUUUGUAAAGAAUAGGGUAGGCACAAAUUUUAAUAGGGAUUUGGCUCAAGCAGCAUCGGUCAGAGCGUCGCUAGAGAAUGCUUUCCAGAGGGGAAACAUUUUGGUGGUACAGCGGUACGGAGCUAACUACAAUCCAGCUGUUCUCAACCCUUUCUAUGCUGGAGUGCUUCAAUCUAUGAGUGAUUCUUAACCCUCAAUCGCUCAAUGGUAGUAUAGUAACCACAUUAUUUCAAACUUUAUUGCCUUGUGUUAAGGUCUAAAAACAAGGAUUUUUUUUUAACUUGCGUAUCCGUUCUACAGCCGUAUUGGGGCAGUAGUUUCUUUUCUUAACAAUAACGUUAUCAUAAAUCACUGGUUAACGCAGCGUAGGACGUCCACCCACAAGGUGGACCGAUGACCUCGUAAAGUAGCAGGAAGGUGCUGGAUGUA